Molecule: messenger RNA, 3403 nt
Organism: Lindgomyces ingoldianus
Lineage: Eukaryota; Fungi; Ascomycota; Dothideomycetes; Pleosporales; Lindgomycetaceae
Product: OPT-domain-containing protein
Exons: 6
Coding region: 55-3228 (1057 amino acids)
Biological process (GO): transmembrane transport
Molecular function (GO): oligopeptide transmembrane transporter activity
Source: RefSeq, a predicted model, not a curated record
CACUGGACCUCUUUGGACAACUAUUGUUGGCACCCAUGCCGCCACGUCGUACAUAUGGGGUCUGAAGCCCGCCCUUCGCGGCCAGAGUUGAACCUCUGUGUUCUUUCCUCAAGCGCACGUGUUAGUGACGCAAAUCCCGCGGCUUUGGCCCCUUCCGAAGGCAGCUACGAACUCAAUGUUCUUCCCGAAAAAGCAAGGAACAUAGCCACACCCGAAGCGACACCUCAUGACGGCUGCGAUCAGAAUCAGACAGAGAACCGAACAGAGCUCUCUUCCGCUCCUCCAGACAAGAAAGAGAUGUCCCGCGCCCCGCUACUAGUGCGUUCAUCACCAGCACAGGGCACUGGGUCGUAUGGCGGUCUUCCAAUCCUUUCAUUAAGCUCCAGUCCAGGUGAUUCUGAUACCGACGACAAUCAUGUGACUAAUCGGAUCCUGUCACGAAGCAAAAGAAAAGGGAAGAGCAAACUUAGACACAGCGAGCCGGCGGUGGGGCAUUCUCGAGCAUCCUUUAAUCGCAGCCAAGAUGACUCAAUCCGGAGUGAGCCUACAUACACAACAUCGCGGACCCGUCGACGUGGCAUGAAGGACGGGAGCAGUAGCAGGACACCCGAUGAAACUAUUGAAAGGCAAGAAGAAUCUAGCUUGGAACCACGGUUCACCUCCGGGAGUGUUGCGCCGGCAGCUGGCGUGCCGCGCAUCUUCGAAAGUCUGCAGUCGUCCUCAAGCAGUAGCCAUCUGGAGGAGGACCACGACGACGAAGAUGACGAAGAAACCUCAGAAAGCGAUGGCUUGCACGAUGUGAAGAUAGAUGGCCAACCGUCCGAUAACUCUCCUUACGCUCAAGUGCGUGCUUCCGUCGCCGCCACUGACGACAUCUCACUGUCAAUCAACACACCUCGAAUGUGGACGCUCUCAAUCUUUUUCGCAAUAUUAGGCUCUUCCACAAAUUUGUUCUUUUCGUUGAGAUACCCGAGCGUUAGCAUUACCCCCAUUAUUGCUCUUUUGCUUGUUCAUCCCCUUGGUCUCCUCUGGGACCAAGUUCUUAAACGAAAUGGUGACCCCGACGAAACUUUUCUACAUGGAUCUAUCCAACGCAACCCAUCUCUUUCAGAUCGUACCAUAUAUGAGAAUGAAGGCCGACCCAAUUCAGCCCGUGCGUCCCAAAGGUUCCAACCAAAAGACCCCUGGAAACGACGACUUCGGCUUUGGUUCGCGCAGGGACAUUGGAACGAAAAGGAACAUUGCUGUGUAUAUAUCAGCAGUAAUGUAUCCUUUGGAUUUGCUUUCGCUACAGAUGUCAUUGUGGAACAAACUAAAUUCUAUCAUCAGGAUCUCGGAGUCACCUACCAGAUCCUCCUUACUCUUUCGACUCAGAUUCUGGGCUAUGCACUCGCUGGCCUCACUCGACAAUUUCUAGUUCGACCGAGUGGCAUGAUUUGGCCGAGCACCCUCGUCUCUACAGCCAUGUUCACUGCGCUACACAAAGACCAGAAUAAACCCGCCGAUGGCUGGACUGUAUCUCGUUCCAGAUUCUUUGUCCUUGUGUUCAGCGGGUCGGCUGCCUUUUACUUUCUACCCGGACUACUUAUGCCUGCUUUGAGUUAUUUUAGCGUCAUCACAUGGUUCGCGCCGAGGAAUGUCGUCGUUGCGAAUCUUUUUGGGAUAGCAUCUGGGCUUGGAUUAUUCCCCUUAACUUUCGAUUGGGCGCAAAUUGCUUACAUUGGCUCCCCUCUCGUCACACCAUUUUGGGCUGCCCUAAACAUCGUUGGUGGGCUCGUCUUGGUCAUGUGGAUUAUGGCUCCAUUGAUGUAUUAUGCGAACGUUAUGUUCUCCUCAUAUAUGCCUAUCCUCUCUGCAGCAGUCUUCGACAAUAGAGGGAAGCCGUAUGAUGUCAGCAAGAUCUUGACAGACAACUUCAUGUUUGAUAAGGAGGCAUAUCAGAACUACAGCCGAGUAUUUCUCCCUAUCACCUACGUCUUGAGCUAUGCGCUUCAGUUUGCUGCUCUUACAGCUUUGAUCUCACACACUGCGCUUUGGCACGGCAAGGACAUUUGGAGGCAAUGGCGUCGCUCUUGGGCAGAGGUUCGAAGAAGGCCAAGCGCAGCCUAUGAGCCACUGUCAAGUGGCCCUGAAAGAAAUGGCUUCGCUACUUCGGCGAGGUUGCGCAGGACAAGCAUAACAGCAUCAGAACCCGAACUUGAGGAUCUACUCAAUGUAGAGGACGUCCAUAACCGGCUAAUGCGGCGAUAUGACGAUGUGCCAAUUUUCUGGUAUAUCAUGACUGGUGUAAGCAUGACUGCGAUUGGCAUAUUCGUAGUCGAAUACUACCCUAUUCACCUGCCGUGGUACGGCCUGUUGCUCGCACUAAGCAUAGGCGCUACCUUAUUCAUUCCAAUUGGUAUUGUAAUGGCGAUCACAAACCAGCAGAGUAGUCUGUACCUUAUUUGCCAACUAAUCUGCGGCGUUGCUUUUCCAGGCCGUCCAGUCGCAAAUAUGGUCUUCACAACCUAUGGCUACAUUACCUCAACCCAAGGUCUUAAAUUCUCGUCGGAUCUCAAACUUGGCCACUAUAUGAAAAUACCACCACGAAUUCUUUUCAACCUUCAGCUGUCCGCAACCAUCAUUUCUAGUCUUACACAGAUUGGUGUCUUGAAUUGGAUGCUCGCCUUCAUCCCCGGCAUAUGUACACCCCAAGCAAUCAACGGCUUCACAUGCCCUAUAGCUCGCGUCCAUUUUAACGGAAGUAUUCUCUGGGGCGUUGUUGGCCCCCGCCGUUUCUUUGGUCCCGGUACACUUUACCGCCCCCUAGUGUGGGCGUUUCUUGUCGGCGCUGUAGCUCCCAUCAUCCUCUGGUCCCUCGCUCGAAAUAACCGCAAAUCAAUUCUGCGGAAGGUCAAUCUUGCUGUUGUGUUCGGGUCCUUAAGCUGGAUACCUCCCGCCACUGGCCUCAAUUUCUCAGUUUGGGCUAUUGUGUGCUACAUUUUCAACUACGAGAUCCGGAAGCGCAAGAUGGCAUGGUGGAAGAAAUAUAACAUGACGUUGAGCGCGGCUUUGGAUAGCGGGUUGGCAGUCGGAGUGGUGGUGAUUUUUUUUGGGAUUGUGUUCCCCGGAUGGAUGAACGGGUUUAAGUGGUGGGGGACGGAGGUGUAUAAACAGGGCUGCGAUUGGCAGGCUUGCCCUUACAAAACGGUACCUGCUGGCGAAAUUUUUGGGCCGCAUAAAUGGUAAAAUGGGUGGUUGCAUUGGAGAUUGGAGUUGUUUUGAGAAUCAGAUCAUGGAUGCAUGUAUGUUUGCUGGCUUGGCCUGUCCUUGACCUGCACUCUCGUAGUGGACUAUCUCGGUUCCUCCAGAGGAGCUAGGCUUCGCGCAACAUGCGCACUGUAGCCCUUCUCUUAUAUACGCU